This is a messenger RNA of Penaeus chinensis, 1039 nucleotides long. RefSeq lists its product as uncharacterized. Gene Ontology annotation, molecular function: N-acetyltransferase activity. Bases 247 to 900 code for a protein of 217 amino acids. The record is from RefSeq and is a predicted model, not a curated record. The transcript has 5 exons. NCBI's taxonomy places the organism in Eukaryota, Metazoa, Arthropoda, Malacostraca, Decapoda, Penaeidae.
AAAACUUGUUUAUGGAAGGGUAAGGUUACGAACUUAAAGAAUUCCUUAAGCUUAUCUUUUCUAGAUUUCAUAGAAAACGCAUGUCAUGACUUUCACGUUUUCUGUAAAGAAUCUCUGGAUGACUCAUUUAUUGUUUUCCUUCAUAUUCUUUUAAGUGGUGACGUCACGCGUAAACAAACCGAAGGACACAGAGUUAGCGUGAAGCUUGAGCACUCUGGAUUGCUUUACGUGACUGAGCUGAUCGAUAUGGUGGACGCCAAAGAUAUCGAAUACUUUCUCUUGAAGCCUGAGAACUUCGACGAAGUGGCCAAGUUGAUCGAGGAGGACUACUUCCCCAGAGAGCCUCUCUGCAUGGGCUUCCGUGUGACCGCCUCAGCCCGCAGCGGGAUGACGAGCAAGAGACUGCAGGAGUGCCUCGCCUCUGGAGUAUCCUUCGGUGCCAGGGACGUCCGCACAGGCGCUUUGGCCGGUGUUGGCCUGAGCUACAUGAAAACUAAGGCGGAAGCUGUUUCUGCGAAGCCUUUGGAUGAAAGGAAAACUGAAUAUGAAAUCAAAGUGUGUGGAUUAUGUGACGAAAUAAGGUCCAAGGUGAAUAUAUUUGAAGAGUCUAAUGUAGAAAAGAUACUCUACAUGUUCGUGCUGUGUGUUCGAGAAAAUUAUGGUGGCUGCGGUAUUGGAAAGAAAUUGGUUCCGAUGAGCAUCGAUCAGGGAAAAGCCUCGGGGUGCCAGCUAGUGCUUGUAACAGUCAGCAACAAGUUAUCAAGUCGGAUCUUCACUGCGCUUGGUUUUGAGACCAGGUAUUCCGUGGACGUUUCUACGCUGACAAAUGACUGGGAAUUGGAUCUCUCUGCCAUGAAGGGAAACACUGUGAUCCACAUCGUGACAAAGUCCCUCCAAUGAGCUAUGUUUGAAAUGAACGACAGUGUAAGUAUCUUCAACAUCCUGUAGCAUCUACCCUGGCGAAGAGGAGAAUUCGCUGAGAAGAGAGAGGGGGAUUGAACAUUAUAUAAAAUAUAUAAAAUAUAUUAUAUAAACUGGU